UCCGCCUCCUCCCGCAGUGGCCAGCGCACUCUGAAGCUGUCUAGAGAAGUGUGCACUGUUCGUCUUUCCGGCGCCUCUAUCCCAGCAUCAUACCUUUCCUCAUAAAGCAAUCAAAAUGCGUGAAUGUAUCUCAGUACACGUGGGUCAGGCUGGAGUCCAGAUGGGCAAUGCAUGCUGGGAACUCUACUGUCUGGAGCACGGGAUCCAGCCUGAUGGUCAGAUGCCCAGUGACAAGACCAUUGGAGGAGGAGACGACUCCUUCAACACCUUCUUCAGUGAGACUGGAGCUGGCAAGCAUGUCCCCAGGGCUGUGUUUGUGGAUCUGGAGCCCACUGUCAUUGAUGAGGUGCGCACAGGAACUUACCGCCAACUCUUCCAUCCUGAGCAGUUGAUCACUGGGAAGGAGGAUGCAGCCAACAACUACGCCCGUGGUCAUUACACCAUCGGCAAAGAGAUCAUAGACAUGGUUCUGGACAGGACUCGCAAACUGGCUGACCAGUGCACUGGCCUCCAGGGCUUCCUGGUCUUCCACAGCUUUGGAGGUGGCACCGGUUCCGGUUUCACCUCCCUGUUAAUGGAACGCCUGUCUGUUGACUAUGGCAAGAAGUCCAAGCUUGAGUUCUCCAUCUACCCAGCUCCCCAGGUAUCCACAGCUGUUGUUGAGCCCUACAACGCCAUCCUGACCACCCACACCACCCUGGAACAUUCAGACUGUGCUUUCAUGGUAGACAAUGAGGCUAUCUAUGACAUCUGCCGUAGGAACCUUGAUAUUGAGCGUCCGUCCUACACUAAUCUUAACAGGUUGAUUGGCCAGAUUGUGUCCUCCAUCACUGCUUCCCUCCGAUUCGAUGGUGCCCUCAAUGUUGAUCUGACAGAGUUCCAGACCAACUUGGUGCCCUAUCCCCGUAUCCACUUCCCCUUGGCCACCUAUGCCCCAGUGAUCUCAGCAGAGAGGGCUUACCAUGAGCAACUCUCUGUGUCUGAGAUCACCAAUGCUUGCUUUGAGCCAUGUAAUCAGAUGGUAAAAUGUGACCCACGUCACGGCAAGUACAUGGCCUGCUGUCUGCUGUAUCGUGGUGACGUUGUACCCAAAGACGUUAACGCUGCCAUUGCCACCAUCAAAACAAAACGCUCCAUCCAGUUUGUAGACUGGUGCCCAACUGGUUUCAAGGUUGGUAUCAACUACCAGCCCCCCACUGUGGUACCUGGUGGAGAUCUGGCCAAGGUCCAGAGGGCAGUGUGCAUGCUUAGCAACACCACUGCUAUUGCAGAGGCCUGGGCCCGCCUUGACCACAAGUUUGACCUGAUGUAUGCCAAGCGUGCUUUCGUGCAUUGGUACGUAGGUGAGGGUAUGGAGGAGGGAGAGUUCUCUGAGGCCAGGGAAGACAUGGCUGCCCUGGAGAAAGAUUAUGAGGAAGUGGGUGUCGACUCCAUUGAGGGAGAGGGAGAGGAGGAGGGAGAGGAGUAUUAAAUACCCUGCCAAAUUCAUACAUUCCUAUGUGACCCAGAGCUGAGAAUUACUGAAUUGUUUCCACUACACUUUUUGAAAAAGGGUUCAAAAAGGGUUCUUCGACCGUCCCCAUAGGAUAACCCUUUUUGCUUCCAGGUGAAUCAUUUUUGGUUCCAGGUAAAAAAAAUGUUUGAGUUCCAAAAGGGUUCAACCGUGAACCAAAAAGAGUUCUUCAAAGGGUUCUCUAACAGGGACAGCCAAAGAACCCUUUUAGGUUCUAGAUAUAACCUUUUUUUCUAAGAGUGUAUGAUUCUGUCUUGAACAACCAAUAUAAUGAAGUAGCAGGAUGGUAAGGUGUAGUCUACAAGUCUUAAAAUAUGCUCACUCACAAAGGCUGAUGUCCUUGCUUAAUCUGUGCUUUUGUAGCGAGAUCCUAAUAAAAUGAUCAUCAAUAAAGAA
Molecule: messenger RNA, 1909 nt
Organism: Oncorhynchus keta (chum salmon)
Lineage: Eukaryota; Metazoa; Chordata; Actinopteri; Salmoniformes; Salmonidae
Product: tubulin alpha chain-like
Exons: 4
Coding region: 116-1471 (451 amino acids)
Biological process (GO): microtubule cytoskeleton organization; mitotic cell cycle
Cellular component (GO): cytoplasm; microtubule
Molecular function (GO): GTP binding; structural constituent of cytoskeleton
Source: RefSeq, a predicted model, not a curated record